UAUAAUGUAAUAAUUAAUAUAAAUUUAGAGUAUCUACACUAAGAAAUUUUUCAUUUCAAAAGCAAAAAAAGAAAAGUUACAAUAGUAACCAACCAAACCAUGAAAUCUCUUACCUUAAUGAUCACAUUCUCCAUCAUUAUUGUCUUCUCACAUGCAUCACCAACAAUUAUCACUCGACUCCAACCACAUAUGAAUCAAUCUUCUGCGUUUAACCUUACUCAACAACAAAUUAAUAUGACUAAACUGGUGAAACCCUGCACUUACAUGAUCUCAGUAAAGACAAGUUGCAAUUCUCCAGCAAACUCAGCAGAUAUAAUCACUAUUUUAUUUGGAGAUGCUGUUGGAAAUGAGUUAAGGAUGUGAUUGGUUUAAGAGAAAUAAGGAAGAGAUGAUGAGGUGAAAGAGAAGUAGAAAAAAGGGAGAGAAUUUCUCUGGAUUGAUUAAGAAUAGAGAUAGAGAAAAAUAAGAAAAAGAAGAAGAGUGAGAACAACUAUUUUUUAAAUUCUUCAAAAGACAGAAGAAAGAUCUAAAAAGUGUUUUUAUAGUUAUUAAUUUUAUAUUUAUGUCCCUAUUGUAUAUUAAUUCAAUAUUUUUAUACAUUUAAAAUGAAUAACAUUUUUUAUUCCUAUCUCUUUCUCUUUAUUUUCACGUAUACCUUACAUUAACUCAAAUCUUCUUUUUCUCUCUUAUACUUUUCUUUUCUAUUUUUCUCUUUUUUUUUUUUUACUAUCUCUUCACCAUCAAUCACACCUAAAAGUAUCUAAUUAUGAAAUUUACCUAUUUAAAAAAAUGUUUAUAAAUAUCUUUUUAACUAGAUAAAAAAUUAAUUUUUUUUUUACAAAUAUUAUUAUUUUUUUUCAAAAACAUAAAGAUGUUGAUAGUGGAUCGAUUCGGACCAUAAAUGGGCAGCAUGAUAUAUUCUAAAAAUAAAUUAUAAUUAGUAUGAAAAUAGUGUUUUAUUUUACCUUUUUUCUUUUGAAUGGAAUCAUGGAAU
This is a messenger RNA of Vicia villosa (hairy vetch), 994 nucleotides long. Its product is annotated as embryo-specific protein ATS3B-like. Lineage: Eukaryota; Viridiplantae; Streptophyta; Magnoliopsida; Fabales; Fabaceae. The record is from RefSeq and is a predicted model, not a curated record. The transcript has 3 exons. Bases 100 to 363 code for a protein of 87 amino acids. Gene Ontology annotation, molecular function: protein binding.